AUGAAGUUUGCUUCAGCCUGCUCCACACUGCUCGGAUCCCUUGUCGUCUUGGUCGCGAAUCCAGCCAACCUCGUCAGCGCAGAGUGCUCCGACGUCCACGUCGUCUUCGCCCGCGGCAGUGGUGAGAUGCAAGGACUCGGCAUCUGUGGUGAGCCGCUGGUCAGUGGCAUCACCUCCAACCUCGGCGGCAAAAGCGUCUCGUCCUACGCUGUCAACUACAUGGCUUCGAUGGACCAGAGCAGCGCUGGACCCGGCGCCACCGACAUGACCAACCACGUCGUGUCCGUCGCUCAGGAGUGCCCCAACACGGUUUUCGUGCUCGGUGGCUACUCCCAGGGAGCCAGCGUCACGGACAUUGCCAUCGGCAUCAAGACGAUGCUUGGGUCUGGUGACACCAUCCCGGAAAACUUGGCGCCCCGCAUCAAGGCCGUCGUGACGUUCGGCAACCCGCUGAAGCUCAUGGGCCAGACGAUCGAGAGCUCCAGCCCCACGUACGGCCCCAAGGCCAUCGAGUUCUGCAACCAGGGCGACCCGGUCUGCGGCAACGGCUUCAACACCAUGGCGCACAUGACCUACCCGAUGGACAGCGUGUCGGGUGCUGCCGAAAAGGCGGCUGCGUUGGUUAAGGGCGGUGGCCGCAAGCUGCGUGCCUAA
Messenger RNA from Phytophthora sojae, 654 nucleotides. RefSeq names its product cutin hydrolase. NCBI's taxonomy places the organism in Eukaryota, Oomycota, Peronosporomycetes, Peronosporales, Peronosporaceae. The record is from RefSeq and is a predicted model, not a curated record. The coding region runs from base 1 to 654 and encodes 217 amino acids. Gene Ontology annotation, molecular function: hydrolase activity. The transcript has a single exon.